GUAUUCCAGUGCAGGCUCUUGGUCGAUUGGGAUGUACCGCUGCGUUAUGUAUGUCACACAUGGCUCCCAUUGGUGUAGUAGGUGUUGUGGAUCGUUCUGCAGGAAAUUAAGGAUUUGCCCUGCAGGUUUUCUUAAUGAUGGUAUUGCUGCAAUAUUGAGUUUUUGGGAUACUUGGAAACCACCAUGACUACAUCUUCAGAAGAUGUGCUGCUACAGGUGGGACAAGUUCGCUACAAGAAGGGAGAUGGGACAUUGUAUGUGAUGAAUGAGCGCCUGGCUUGGAUGAUGGAUCAUAGGGAUACUGUCUCUGUGAGUCAUAGAUACACUGAUAUUAAAACACAAAAGAUAUCACCAGAAGGGAAACCAAAAAUCCAACUUCAAGUUUGUCUUCACGAUGGUACUUCAUCAACAUUUCAUUUUGUAAAUCGCUUGGGGCAGGGAGCACAGGUGAAGGACCGUGAUGAUGUUAAGGAACUUCUGCAGCAACUUCUACAGAAAUUUAAGUGUGAAGUUAAUAAGGAACUUGAAGAGAAGAAUAGACUCCUCUCUCAGAAUCCAUCACUUCUGCAGCUGUAUCGUGAUCUGGUUAUAACACAUGUGAUAUCAUCUGAAGAAUUUUGGUCACAACAUGCCAUGCAGUAUAUGCAAAAGCAGCAGAAUCAAAAACAAGAUAUUGGAGUAUCAGGGGCUUUUCUGGCAGACAUCAAACCUCAGACAGAUGGUUGUAAUGGACUUAAGUACAAUCUUACAUCUGAUAUCAUUGAGUGUAUUUUCAAGACAUAUCCAGCGGUAAGGAAGAAACAUCUAGAAUAUGUUCCUCAUAAGCUGACUGAAUCAGAAUUCUGGACCAAGUUUUUUCAGUCACACUAUUUUCAUCGUGAUCGGAUAAACGCUGGUAGCAAGGAUCUGUUCACAGAAUGUGCCAAGCUUGAUGAUCAAGAAUUGAAGAGGGACAUUUCUGCUGGAAUUGAGGAUCCAUUGGUUGACAUCACUUCAUUUGAAGAUAAAACUUUGGAUGAAGGGUAUGGAACUGGAGGAGACAGGCCAGUUGGAGUACAGAGUGGAAACAUUGUGCAUCAGAGUAUGAUUAAACGGUUUAACCAACAUUCCAUCAUGGUUCUGAAGGCAUGUCAACAGAAUACAACAUGCCACUCUGGUUCAGAGCCGCUGGACUCAUCAGUACUACCCAUGAAACAACCAAGCCAGUCAAGUGAAAGAAACCCUGAUUGCAGUGAUUACCUGCGUACUGCUAAGAAGCUCCGAAUUCAAGAGAAACUUGUUUAUGAUGAUUUGGAAUCAGAUAGCAAGAUGCAGAAUGUAGGGACACAACUCAGUUUGUCCAGAGUGGAGCGUUAUCUUCAUGGACCCAUGCCUGGUUCCUCUGAGGAUGUGUUGAGUGAUGAUGUGUUCACUGUUUCAACACGACUUCAGCGUGAAGCAGAGGGCUGGUGCUCAGUCGCUCGCCUUCAAGCGUCCACAUUAGUGAAUCCAGCGGCUGCUGUGAGUGCUCUUGGAGAGCUCACACCAGGUGGAGCACUCAUGAAAGGUUUUGAAGAGGAAUCGUUGGCUCAAUUGGUUCCAGCAGAUUUAGAACGUGAGCUGAAGAAUUUGUACAUGUCACUUUGCGAACUGUUUCGCCACUUCUGGACUAGUUUUCCUCCUACAACACCAACUCUAGAAGCAAAAGCAGUCCGUAUGCAUGAGGCCCUUCAUCGAUUCCACUCAGCAAGGCUGAAACCUUUUGAGAACCGUGUCCUGCGAGAGUUCUCACCAUUGAGUCAGCAUCUUACUAGUCAUCUAAAUCAGAUGUUAAACUCUGCAUAUCGCAAGUUUGCUACCUGGCAACAAAGGAAGAUGCAAACACUCAGGUAGCAGCACAGCUCUUGUGAGUGUCUAUGAAGAAAUGUGAAAGUUUCAUUCAUCCAUGCAAGGUUCAGGUUCAUCGUGUUCAUCAUAAGUGAGAAGUUGCGAGUAGUGAAAAUGGUAUCAUGGAGUAAGAUGUUUCCAGUCAACAUUUCCAGCACAGGAAUUGCAUUACAUUUAUUUCACUUUAAUUUCCUGUACAUUUAAUUUGUUUGUUGAUGGGACUGCAGAAGUAUGGUUGAUUGUUUGAGCACUUAUAAUACGUACAUUUUUCAGCAGUUCUUACCUUGCAGCAGUAGACUCACUGAAAAUAGACUAAGGUGUUGAUAAUGUAGGAUUAUGUUUCAUAGCCAUCAUAAAUGGUAGUUGUGUACAAAGCUA
Zootermopsis nevadensis is the source of this 2244-nucleotide messenger RNA. It is a transcript of the gene Tfb1, whose product is annotated as transcription factor B1. NCBI's taxonomy places the organism in Eukaryota, Metazoa, Arthropoda, Insecta, Blattodea, Termopsidae. The record is from RefSeq and is a predicted model, not a curated record. Gene Ontology annotation, cellular component: transcription factor TFIIH core complex. Gene Ontology annotation, biological process: DNA-templated transcription; nucleotide-excision repair.